AUAAAUAAAAAGAUUAAAAAGAGUCGAACCUGAGAGAGGAAGGGAGAUAUUAAAACGCGGCGUCGCACGAGGUAGCAUAGCAGUAGCAGAAGAGUGGGAGGAAGAGAGUAGAAGACAUACGGGACAAGCUUCUCUGGUGGUGCGGUAGGUUUGGGCGUUCAGGAAUCUCACUAUUCAAACAACAAACAAACAAGGCACUGAGAAAAUCACAGCGAAGCCUCAAUUGUAUCCCAUGGACGCGGAUAUGGAAGAUUAUGGGUUCGAAUACUCCGAUGAGGAGCCUGAGGAACAAGACGUUGAUAUUGAGAACCAAUAUUACAACUCCAAAGGUUUGGUUGAGACGGAUCCAGAAGAAGCUCUUGCAGGAUUUGCUGAAGUUGUUCGAAUGGAACCUGAAAAGGCCGAGUGGGGCUUUAAAGCUCUAAAGCAAACUGUCAAGCUCUAUUACCGUUUGGGAAGGUACAAAGAAAUGAUGGAUUCAUACAGGGUGAUGUUGACAUACAUUAAAUCAGCAGUGACUCGAAAUUACAGUGAGAAAUGUAUAAACAAUAUUAUGGACUUUGUAUCUGGUUCAGCUAGCCAGAACUUCAGCCUUCUUCGAGAAUUUUACCAGACUACUCUGAAGGCACUUGAAGAUGCAAAGAAUGAGAGACUUUGGUUCAAGACAAAUCUUAAGCUUUGCAAGAUCUGGUUUGAUAUGGGAGAAUAUGGGCGAAUGAGUAAGAUUUUGAAGGAGCUUCAUAAAUCUUGCCAAAAGGAAGAUGGUUCAGAUGAUCAAAAGAAAGGAAGUCAACUUUUGGAGGUAUAUGCAAUUGAGAUUCAAAUGUACACUGAGACGAAGAAUAACAAAAAGCUGAAGCAAUUGUAUCAGAAAGCUCUUGCGAUAAAGUCAGCAAUACCCCAUCCAAGAAUUAUGGGAAUAAUUCGUGAGUGUGGAGGUAAGAUGCAUAUGGCAGAUGGUCAGUGGGCAGAUGCUGCCACAGAUUUCUUUGAAGCGUUCAAGAAUUAUGAUGAAGCUGGGAACCAGAGGCGUAUUCAAUGCCUGAAAUAUCUAGUUCUAGCUAACAUGCUGAUGGAAUCUGAGGUUAAUCCAUUUGAUGGUCAAGAAGCAAAGCCGUAUAAAAAUGAUCCUGAGAUUCUAGCAAUGACAAAUCUGAUAGCAGCAUAUCAAAGAAAUGAGAUUUUGGAAUUUGAGAAAAUACUAAAGAGUAAUAGGAGGACGAUAAUGGAUGAUCCAUUCAUUCGAAAUUACAUUGAAGAUCUUUUGAAGAAUGUACGCACCCAGGUGCUGCUUAAGCUUAUUAAGCCUUACACAAGAAUUCGCAUUCCUUUUAUUUCAAAGGAACUCAACGUGCCAGAAAAGGACGUGGAGCAGCUAUUGGUUUCACUAAUUUUGGAUAACCGAAUUGACGGACAUAUAGAUCAAGUCAACCGGCUAUUAGAACGUGGAGACAGAUCAAAGGGCAUGAAGAAGUAUGCUGCUAUAGAUAAAUGGAACACUCAGCUGAAAUCCCUUUAUCAAACCAUCGGUAACAGAGUAUAUUGAGAACGAUUACAAAAUGAAAUUGUGUUUAUUUGUUCCAUGCGGUGGUGACUGGUUUGAACUUUGCCUGAUUUGAAGUCACAAUGUUGAAUGAGCUGUGUAGUAUUGAAAUUCCAUAAUUUUGACCCUUGAUAGCUAUAGCUAUAGAUAUGAAUGUUUUGAUAUGACAAAAGGUACUUUCACCAUUGCAUAAAAAACAAAAGCCAUCCCAAUCGCAAAUUCAUGUUAGGUCAUCUGUAAAUUAUGGUAUAGUUACUAUCAUUUGUUGAUAGUGUAAUUGCCAUAGUUUUUUUGUUUAUAUAAUCAUUGGUCCACAUUUAAGGGUUUUGCCCCCUAA
Molecule: messenger RNA, 1880 nt
Organism: Humulus lupulus (European hop)
Lineage: Eukaryota; Viridiplantae; Streptophyta; Magnoliopsida; Rosales; Cannabaceae
Product: COP9 signalosome complex subunit 2
Exons: 12
Coding region: 233-1546 (437 amino acids)
Biological process (GO): protein deneddylation
Cellular component (GO): COP9 signalosome
Source: RefSeq, a predicted model, not a curated record